GAACCCUGUGUCUCUCACAAAUUCACAAUCUUUUUUGCUUCCCGGUUCUUCGUUCCUCAGGAAACUGCUCUUUUCUAGAUCACACGACUUGUUUGGUUGUUUCUUCAACUUUCUCUCCAGCUUCUCAUUCAGAGGGAGAGACCUGGUUAGGUUAAAUUUUCUUCCAUAACCAGGUUUCGAUCAUUAAAAGAAAUUUCAGCUAUUAAUCCUCAAUUGCAGUUGCGGAUCAUAUAUUUGCUAACAUGAACGAUCUGCUUACGAACUCCUUCGAGUUUCCUCGAGGAGAAAUACAAAGAAAUGCUCUAAAGAAUUCUGGAGAGUUAGGGUUGGAUACUUAUUUCAAACAGGUUGAAGACAUUGAGAAAGAAAUCGAUAAGCUUAGCAAGAUAUUAAAAAAGCUCCAGGAUGAAAAUGAAGAGUCAAAGUCUACAUCCAAGGCGCCCACCAUGAAAGCAAUCAAGCAGCGCAUGGCAAAAGAUGUAGACGAAGUGUCGAGAAUUGCUCUUUUAGCUAAAGCUAAAAUCGAACAACUAGACAAAGAAAAUUUAGCAAAUAGGCAAAAGCCUGGAGCUGGAAAAGGAACAGCUAUUGAACGAACCAGAUCGGCUAGCACACUUGCCUUAAAAAAGAAACUGAGAGAUAAGAUGUCCGAGUUUCAGACUCUAAGGCAAACCAUUCAUCAAGAGUAUCGCGAUGUGGUUGAAAGAAGAGUUUUUACAGUAACUGGUCAACGAGUUGAUGAAGAUAUAAUUGACCACUUGAUAGAGACUGGAGAGAGUGAGCAAAUUUUUCAGAAAGCAAUUCAAGAACAAGGCCGUGGCCAGAUUCUUGGGACCUUGGCAGAAAUUCAAGAACGUCAUGAAACGGUUAAGGAGCUAGAAGGAAAACUUCUCGACUUGCAACAGAUAUUUCUGGACAUGGCAGUGAUGGUGGAAGCACAAGGUGAAAUUUUGGACAAUAUAGAAUCACAGGUGUCUAAUGCAGUUGAUCAUGUGAAUUUGGGGAAUAAUGCCCUCCUGAAGGCUAAAAAGAAACAGAAGAGCUCAAGAAAAUGGACUUGUAUAGCUAUUCUCAUCCUUCUUAUAAUAAUUAUCAUCGCUCUUGUGUCCGUGUUCAAGCCCUGGACCAGUAAAGAUGGUGCAUAAUGCGGAAAUCUUUCUUAAUGUUAAUAUUAAUUCUUGGUAUAUAUAAAUAAACAUUUUCAGUAGUAUCAAAAAGAAAAAGAAAAAAACAUCUUCAGUUCUCUUUCAAGAGUUGCAAAGUUUCUAUGUGUUACUGGUUGUCCGUCAAAACAAAUAUUUCUCUUAUUGUAAUAUCCGUUGCCCUAAAGUUUGCCGAUACUUAUAAAUAUGACAUAUUUUAAAAUA
Papaver somniferum (opium poppy) is the source of this 1367-nucleotide messenger RNA. RefSeq names its product putative syntaxin-131. Bases 243 to 1145 code for a protein of 300 amino acids. The transcript is spliced from 13 exons. Lineage: Eukaryota; Viridiplantae; Streptophyta; Magnoliopsida; Ranunculales; Papaveraceae. Gene Ontology annotation, molecular function: SNAP receptor activity; SNARE binding. The record is from RefSeq and is a predicted model, not a curated record. Gene Ontology annotation, biological process: exocytosis; vesicle fusion; intracellular protein transport. Gene Ontology annotation, cellular component: endomembrane system; SNARE complex; plasma membrane.